AUGUCGGACGGAAGUGUCGAGCGAGGAACCAAGCGUGUUGAGGAUUCGUUGGCUACUCACCAACUGACCGUUCAAUACAAGCGUUAUUACAUCGAUGUCAACGAGAACACUCGUGGUCGUUACAUCAAAAUCGCCGAGUUGGGUGCAAACUACAAGAGCCGUAUUAUUUUGAGCAUCCCUGCUGCUAAAGCUGUCGUCAAUGAGGUUUCGAAAAUGCUUCCUCUUCUCGAGGAGCCAUCGACCGGAGAACAUGCUCCAAAGGAGAGUUCACUGAUCAAGUCAGAAACACUCAACGUCGACGGACGCAAGUUCUUCAUCGAUCUCAAGGAGAACGAUCGUGGACGCUUCUUGCGCAUUGCUCAAAUGCCAACGAACCCACGACAAACCCGUCAGCAGAUUGCUGUUCCGGCUGAUGGUGUUGAGGAGGUAUACAAAGUUCUAUCUGACUAUUUGGUCAAGUUCGGAGAAGGCCACGACCAAGAGAACACCAACACGCCAAAAGUCACUGCUGAGAACAAAUCGUUCCUUUUCCACUAUGGAAAGAACGACCGCGGAGAGUUCGUUCGUAUCUCUGAGAUCAAGCUCAACAGCGGCUAUCGCAAUGCGAUUACAGUUCCAAUGUCUGCUCUCGUCGAUUUCCGCAAGGAGUUGGACAGCAUCAUCGCCAAUCAAGGAAAAAAUUAA
Molecule: messenger RNA, 684 nt
Organism: Caenorhabditis remanei
Lineage: Eukaryota; Metazoa; Nematoda; Chromadorea; Rhabditida; Rhabditidae
Exons: 4
Coding region: 1-684 (227 amino acids)
Biological process (GO): regulation of transcription by RNA polymerase II
Cellular component (GO): nucleus
Molecular function (GO): purine-rich negative regulatory element binding; RNA polymerase II transcription regulatory region sequence-specific DNA binding; DNA-binding transcription factor activity, RNA polymerase II-specific
Source: RefSeq, a predicted model, not a curated record